UAUUGAUGUUUGUCAAUUUUUUCUUGGUGUUUUUCUUGGUUUCGUAUAGACUCGCUUUUUAUUGUAAAUAACCUUUGGAAAUAUUUUUACCACUAAUAUUGUGCUAUGGUGUUGCAAAUGUAAUUGUUGAACCUUUUAUCCUGACUUAGGACAACGGAUGAAAUUUAGCUUCUGUGCUAACUCUGGCAUAUUUAUGUCAAAGCAGCUGCUGAAACAUUGUGUAAUAUGCACCGUCCUAAUUCAAACAAACAAAUACAUAAAUAAAUGUUGCGGGCUGAAUUUAUACCGGGAAAGAACUGUAGGUGGCGAUCGUGUGCCCGUUGAAGUAGAGCAGGAGAAGAAGAAGAACAGAACGGCAUUUGACGUUCGAUUACAAAGCGAGGGAAAUCCAAACCAAAAGCUGAGGCAUCUCGCUUGCUGCAGGAAAAUUCGACGUCUGAAAGGUGGUUCAAAGUGUCAAAAUGCAGAGAGCUUCUCGUUUAAAGCGCGAACUUCAGAUGCUGAGCACCGAGCCUCCUCCUGGGAUAACAUGCUGGCAAAACGACGAGCAGAUUGAUGACCUCCGUGCACAAAUCGUGGGUGGAUCAGGGACUCCAUAUGAAGGUGGACUCUUCUCUUUGGAGAUCAAAGUUCCAGAAAGGUAUCCAUUUGAGCCUCCAAAUAUAAGAUUCUUGACGCCAAUUUACCACCCGAACAUAGAUAACUCGGGGCGCAUCUGUCAUGAUGCUCUCAAACUUCCCCCAAAGGGCGCCUGGAGACCUUCUUUGAACAUUUCUACGGUUCUCACCUCCAUUCAGCUGCUUAUGGCUGAGCCCAAUCCAGAUGACCCAUUAAUGGCUGACAUAUCAUCAGAGUUCAAAUACAACAAACACAUGUUUCUGGAGAAGGCCAGGAAGGUCACACAGGAACAUGCUGUUCAGAAAACCUCUGGAGUUGUGGAGCAAAACAAGGAAAACGCACUGGUUCCAAACCCAUCAUCCCGAAAGAGAGACUUGCAGAAUGCAGCAGGAGAUCCACCUAAGAGAACUUGCACAUAGUUUUUAUUUCACAAUAACUUCAUAUCAAACCGUGUCUGGUACACCAAUUAUUUUUUAGAAACAGAUUUUAAUUUAGACAUUCUCCAUUUGUGUACGUCAAUAAAUGGAUGUAUUUGCACAUUUGUAAGAUUGCUGUAAAUGUUUGUUGUCAUAUUAAAGUGUAGAUUCAUGGCCU
Oryzias latipes (Japanese medaka) is the source of this 1212-nucleotide messenger RNA. It is a transcript of the gene ube2t, whose product is annotated as ubiquitin-conjugating enzyme E2T (putative). The record is from RefSeq and is a predicted model, not a curated record. Lineage: Eukaryota; Metazoa; Chordata; Actinopteri; Beloniformes; Adrianichthyidae.